Molecule: messenger RNA, 2827 nt
Organism: Eucalyptus grandis
Lineage: Eukaryota; Viridiplantae; Streptophyta; Magnoliopsida; Myrtales; Myrtaceae
Exons: 11
Coding region: 168-2642 (824 amino acids)
Biological process (GO): regulation of DNA-templated transcription
Molecular function (GO): DNA binding
Source: RefSeq, a predicted model, not a curated record
ACCCCAAAAUGCAGAAAAAAAAAAGAAUGACGUAAGGCAACUUCUCAGAGAAGGGAAAGACUUUGAUGAAGACUUAAAGCGCGAGGCCUUGAAGCUCGUUCAUUCUGUUUUCCCAGAACUUUGGUAAAUUCGCCCUCGCGCGAGGGAAGUAACAGAACUAGAAGAAGAUGGCAGCUGUGAUCAUCCCAAAGAAUCUGCCGAUCGGAUACAGGUUCCACCCGACCGAUGAGGAACUGGUCGAUCAUUACUUGAAGCUGAAAGUGCUCGGAUCCAGAGGCAACAUCUGCAUCAUUCCCGAGGUCGAUAUCUGCAAGUGGGAGCCUUGGGAAUUACCAAAAAUAUUCGAGGAGAAAUCAAUCGUUCCUCCUGAUGACAAAGUUCAAGAGUGGUGGUUCUUCUGUCCACAAACGCCACGAAUUCAAAGAUCGACUCCAUUGGGAUUUUGGAAAAAGACUGGUGUUGAUAGGACUAUCAAGGCUGGAGACAGGAACAGAGCGAUUGGUACUAAGAAAACACUGGUCUUUCAUGAAGGUCGGGGCUCUAAGGGCACCAAGACCAACUGGGUCAUCCACGAAUAUCAUCUCCUGACUGACAAUCUCAAUGAAUUGUUUGCACACGCUCCGACCAAGAACUACGUCAUCUGUCACUUAAAGCACAAAGGAAUUGAAGAGUCUGAUUUUUCAGCCCUGCAAUUAAAUGGUGGAGCCAUCAGCUUGAUGGACUUGGAUUCAGGCCUUCAUCAACCUGAACACAAUAACUCAUUUCCGGAAAUGUGGAGUGAGGAAGUUGGAAACUCAUCAAUUAGCUUGGCUGACUUGGAUUCAAACCUUCAUCUACCUGAACCCAAUAACUUAUUUCCGGAACCUUCAAUUCGGGCAGUGGAAAACUCAUCAAUUAGCUUGGUUGACUUGCAGUCAGACCUUCGUCAACCUGAACAUGAGAACUCAUGUCCAGAAACAUGGAUUCUGGUAGACUCAGCAACGGAGCCCUCACUUCAGCGGGACAACCGAGUUCAAGUCAUUACAUCAAUUCUCCCGCAGACUUCUUUCCAAUCAGAAAAUGUCAACUCCCAACGUGACUUACAUGGUAGAAAUUUCGGAAGUUCAUCUUUUGCGGACCUCUCAUGGGACGAUGAUGUAUUUGUUUGUAUUGAUGAAUCCAACGAGUUGCAAGUUAGCUACAUUGACAGAGAUCAAUUGCAAACACAGUAUGGCCCAAAAUGUAGCUCAGAUGAUGAACAUGCUGUUCUGAUGAAGAGUCAGCGAGCAAAAAUGAUCGAAUCACUCCAUGGUGUAGUUUCACUAGAUGAAAAGAAAGGGUUCAUUGAGCAUAAGUUCAAUGGGUUACAUAUCUCCUCCCCGAAGCAUAUGCAGCCUCCAAAAAAGCCUGAAAUUGCAAGAACUUACAGCACUGAUGAAGAAUCGACGGUCGAAAAGGUGGAGAAGCUGGAACUUGCAGCCAGAAAUAUCAAACCAGAAUGUGUUACUCUGGAUGAAUUAGAAGCCAAAGCAAAGUAUGGCCAAACAUCCAGCUCACGUAAUGCUCGUGCUAUGGUGGAGAAUUGGCAGACACCAACAAUUGAAACUCUCCAUGGCCAAACAUCUAGCUCACAGAACAAAAAUGCAUUGGAGGAGACUGGGCAAACACUAGCAAUUGAACUACCCCGUGGAUGUGGAGAAGUUCUUCCAGUGGAAAAGAAAAGCUUUGAUGGGAAUGAGUCCAACUGCUCAAAUGUCUUUCCCCCAAAACGUAUGGAUCCUCUGGAAAAGCCUGCAACUGUAAGAAUUUAUAGCAAAGAUGAAAAGAUGAGGUUUUCCAAGGUGAAAAAGCAGGAACUUGCAGCCAGAAAUACCAAACCAAAUUGUGUAUUAUUGGAUGACUCAGCCGCCAAAGCAAAGUCGCAUAAUGAACAUGUUGCGCUAGUGGAUAAUGUGCGAAUUGGAAUAGUUGAACCUCUCAAUGGAGUUGCUCCUCUACACAAAAAGAAAGGCUUCGACAAGAAUAGGUUUGACAGCUUACAUGUCUCCUCCACAAAACAUACGGAGCUUCCAAGAAGGCAUGAGGGUGUAAGAAAUUACUGCAAAGGUGAACAAUCGAGACUUGAAAAGCUUAGAAAGGAAGAUCUGGCAGCCAGAAAUAUUAAAUCAGUAUAUAUUCCUUUGGAUGGAUCAAUAGCCAUAGCAAAGCAUGACCAAGCAUCUAGGUUGCAUAAAGGAUCUAUUCUAGAGGAGAAUUGGCUGACAUCAAAAAACAAAUCACUUGAUGGUGUUCUGAAGGGAAAAAAGGGCUGUACCGAGAGUGAGUUGGACGGAUGGGAAAUUGUCUCUGCAAAACAGACAGAGCAUCCAAAAAAGGCUGGGAAUGCAGGAAUUUCUUGCAAAUACAAAGAUCCGAGGUUAGAAAAGCUCAAGAUGCCAGAAUUUUCAGCCAGAGAGAUAUCAAACCAGAUGGUUCACCUUUGGUCAAAUCGACAGCCAGAUCAAAGUCACAGAGGAGAAAAGAAUGAGCAUUGUGAGGAGACUGAACCAGCCAGAGAGAUAUCAAUUGCAGCUACUCCAUUGGCUGGAUCAACAAGCAACCACGCAGAGAUUUCUGCCAAUUCUUCAACCUUCAAAUUCACCAAAAGAUUCAUGCCUUGGUGAUACAAGCCUCUGGAUUAAUUUGUGUAUAUAGGAUCACUUGUAGCUUAUCUUCAGUUGGAUUGCCAUGGCUUGUACUUCGUUGUCAUCUGUAAUGGAAUAAAAACUCUUGCUAAAAGUGUUCACUGGUUCCGGAAGUGAAAAACCAAACUGAGAAGCUUCUUCUGGAAGUGUUCUCAAUCCGCAAA